Molecule: messenger RNA, 2718 nt
Organism: Orbicella faveolata
Lineage: Eukaryota; Metazoa; Cnidaria; Anthozoa; Scleractinia; Merulinidae
Cellular component (GO): extracellular region
Source: RefSeq, a predicted model, not a curated record
UGUCCUCGACGUCGCGGUCUUGGUUACUUGAACUCCCUUGUGUCUCUUGAGAGGCACCGUGCUAAUGUAAAGUGCCUUACCCAAGGAAAAACUGUGAUCCCUCCAGGGCUAAAACCCUGAUCUCUAGAGAACAGCACACCGGUUAACCCAGUUUUUAGGGCACGGGUUCCCAGGCUUGUCAGUCCAAACAGAUACACAGCCUCAUUCCCGCGAGGAUGGGAAUGUAGUACGUUCGAUCAUAAAACGGUCAUUUCAAAUGCUUUUUUGACGAAGCUUGUUGCAAGAUGAAAAUGGAACUCGACUAGCCUCAAGAUCACCAAAACUAACAUUUUCCUUUUAUAUUUCUUUUCUAUGCUGUUGAACAAAAAUGAUAACAUCCCAUUAAGACGUAUCUGAUAUGGUUGAACAAGGUUUGUCACAUUAACAUUUGCUCAGCGACGCCAAUAGCUUUCAGAUUUCAGCUCAUCCCUCAGGCGUAUAAUCUAAAUUGCCCAGAAACUUGAGAUGAAUAAGCGCAUUACUAUGGGGUCCAUGCACUUGGGAUGAUGCCGGAAAUACUGACUCCUGGUCAUUCCAGAUGCUAGGCAAACGACAAACUACUUUAUGAGUUCAAUCUAUAUUAGCCAACAACCAGUGAACAUGGAAUAACCAACACACUAAGGUAAAUUAAAAGAUUACCGACACGAAAAACAAACUUGCAGGUGAAAGCAAAUUGCCUGAAGAAACGCAAACAUUGCAGAGUGGAGAUGUAAUCGAGAACGAGCAAGCCUUUCAGAUUGUCUUAACAAUAAAGCACCGGAUGUCAGCGCACGUUUGAGGGAGUAAGGACACAUUUAACAAUGCUACUCAGCAAGGCGUCUAAUCCCCAGUCGGCUCAUGAAUUUUGUAUUUCUUACACGGAUAUUUUAACACAAUUAGAACCCCUUGAGAUUUUCAAGCUUUCCACUUAAAAGGAAACAGGCAUUGCAUUUGUCGCUGCUCAAAAGAGGUUACCGCAGCAGGACAGUUAAAAUAAUUCAAAAGAGUACUUAACUUAUCAAAGGAGUGGAAGAGUAAAGAGCGCUUCACCCCACUGGAAUCGGGAUGGCGUGUAUCGACAUCUACAUUUUGUCGUUUCUAUUAGUUACAGCGUAUGCAGGUGAAUCCUCUAAAGGAGAGAAGAAGCAGCAGCUUGGUUUUCGACCUGUGCAUUUCGCUGCUGUUGGCCUUCCCUUGAGAGACCCUUCACCAAAUGGAGAUGAUCAAAAGACAGGCGCUUUUAAAAUUGACGAUAGAAAUGUUGUUGGUGCAGGCACGUAUGAGAUUCAAUCGGAUGGGAUUGAUGUUGAUAUAAGUUUAAAAAUUUCCACUAAAGAGCAAGGCACCCCAGGUGCAGGCGGGGGACCGGGCACAGGUGGAGGACCCGCACCGGGCGGGGGACCAGGUGCGGGCGGAGGUCCCGCACCGGGCGGGGGACCGGGUGCGGGCGGAGGACCUGGAGCAUGCGGGGGACCUGGAACAGGAGGAGGAUCAAAACCUGCACUCUGUGUUGUUCUUGUCCCACAAACAAGACCACCUCAGGGACCCGGAGUAGCUACGACAUCUGUUCCCCCAACAACGGGUGUUGGUGGAGGAGGAGCGACUGGCCCUAAAGGCGCCACACAGGGAGCCACUUCACCUUCAGGAACUCCACAAGUAACCACACCACAGGGAGCCACUUCAUCUUCAGGGACUCCACAAGUAACCACACCUGCUGCUGGAACAAGACCCACAACUGGAGUCGGGGCUGCCACCACUCCACCAAGUGGAGGAGGCGGAGGAUCACAAGAUGAAAUACUUGGACUAAAUAAACAUAACGAGUAUCGUAAAGUGCAUGGUGUUCCGGCAAUGACACUAGAUGCUGACAUGAGCAGACAAGCAGCUGAAUAUGCACGGAAAAUUGCUGAGCAGGGUGUACUAUCUCACGCUAGCGCAGAGGAAAGAAACAACGAUGGCGAAAAUCUCUCCAUGGGCUGCGGCAGUGAUGGCCAGACUACCGCUGCGGCUACCACCAACUGGUACAACGAGGUCUGCAAACCAGGAUACACGUUUGGUCAAGAGAGUGGCAGCGAAGGCACUGGCCACUUUACCCAAGUUGUUUGGAAGGAGAGCGUGAAGCUCGGUAUUGGAAAGGCAGACAUCGACAAAGAUGGCAUGAAAUGUACAUACGUCGUGGGUCGGUACAGACCCGCUGGGAACAUGAUGGGAGACUACGCGAAAAACGUACCCCAGGGGUCGUUCAACAAAGCCCAGGCCUGUGCAGGGGUUAAAAGAACGAUUACGCACUAUUUGACGCCACGAUCAAAGAAGGACAAGCACCCAACCAGAGCCAAUAAUAAUUAGAAUGCUUUUUACACAUGGGUCUCCGAACGUUGAGCGAGGCUGUUUAUUUUGAAGGAAAGCUAAAUACGGUGUAUUAGUUUGGGAUCAUCUGCCACAGACUAUUGACUGGUCUUAUAGGAAGAAAUAGGAAAUGAUCAAUAUACACAAAUGAUUGCGAACGGACUAGUUCAGUACAAAUUAUAAAUUAUCAGGAAUGUCUCCUAUAACGGAUGUGGUUGUUUAUUUUCAGUAUGCAGCCAUGGUGACCAAGGGCGAAUUUUAGACCGUCAGACGAAGGGACUAAUAAUAAGACGAAGCGUCUAGAUAAUAAGAAGAAAAUAUCAAGUAAAGAUAAGACAAAAAUAAACCUAGCUUUUG